AUGGACGAUGAGAAUAUUUCUCCAAUUGAUCAACGGAUUGUCGUGGUGAUAAUUGUCUUUACGACAGCUCUCAUCGGAUUCAUCGGAAACUUGAUGGUUUUUCUGUUCGCCACCACGCUGAAGUCCCUUCAGAAUUCGUUCGGCCGCCUCGCCGCUGCUCAAUCGUUUGCCGAGGCGAUUCUGUGCGCGGUGUUCGCGUUCUUCUACUCGCCGAUGGUCCUAUUUAACUUGAAACCAUUGAAACAAUCAUCAGCGUACGUUGGACUCGUGCUUCUUUAUUGCUAUGAUGUGUGCAUAUUCACGCAUCUUGCGAUUGCGUUCAAUCGAUUUGUCGCCAUUUCGCGACCAAUUGCGUACAACUCGAUAUUCAGUUUGAGGAACAAUCAAAUCGUGAUAGUUUUCGCCUACGCAAUUCCAUGCUUCACCUCAAUUUACAUGCAUUCAGCAAACAACUGCCUUCUUCCCUACAUCGAUUUCGGCUGGUAUUUCGGUGUGAACCUCUCAAAAGAAUGCGACGAUAUUCGAUAUUAUAUCGAUUUUUGCAAGGACUUCGGCACCGUUGCCCUCAUCGGAAUACUGGAUAUCGCCACAAUCGCGAUGAUUCGAAUGACAGCUCCGAGAAUAAUUUCCAACCAAAUAUCCGAAAGGCGGCGAAAAAGCGAGAUCACGUUCGUGAAGCAAGCAUUGAUUCAAGGAGCCGCCUUCGCCGCCGAACUCGUAUUCUUCUUCAUCAUCGCUGGAAUGCAGACAACGCCAGUUCGAAUUUUCAUUUUUAGCACUUUAUCGUGGGUAUUGGUGCAUUCAAUUGACCCAUUUAUUAUUAUAAUGCUCAACUUUGAAUUUCGUGCAAUGCUGUUUUCCAAUGGAAUUUUCAGAUCCAUCAGUUGCACUAGCGCUUCAAACAUCGAGAAUAGCACAACAAACGGUCGCAAUUUGGCCGGAAACAUUUAA
This is a messenger RNA of Caenorhabditis bovis, 951 nucleotides long. Lineage: Eukaryota; Metazoa; Nematoda; Chromadorea; Rhabditida; Rhabditidae. The record is from the annotation of a GenBank genome assembly.